This is a messenger RNA of Calypte anna (Anna's hummingbird), 1637 nucleotides long. RefSeq names its product DnaJ heat shock protein family (Hsp40) member C25 (gene DNAJC25). Gene Ontology annotation, biological process: protein folding. The transcript has 4 exons. The record is from RefSeq and is a predicted model, not a curated record. Gene Ontology annotation, cellular component: endoplasmic reticulum membrane. The coding region runs from base 7 to 1065 and encodes 352 amino acids. Lineage: Eukaryota; Metazoa; Chordata; Aves; Apodiformes; Trochilidae.
GGGAAGAUGGCGGCAGGAGGCGGUGGGGGCGCGGGUCCGGGCGGGCGCUGGCUGCUGUGGCUGUGGCUGAGCGCCGCGCGGGGCCUGACGGAGGGCCUGUACUGCGGGCGGCGCGUCUGCUACGAGGUGCUGGGCGUCAGCCGGCAGGCCAGCAAGGCGGAGAUCGCCCGCGCUUACCGGCAGCUGGCCCGCAAGUACCACCCCGACCGUUACCGCGGGGAUCUGGGCUCGCCGGACGACGACGGCGGCGGCGGCGACGACCCACAGGCAGCCCACGAGAAGUUCCUCCUCAUCGCCACCGCCUAUGAGACCCUCAAGGAUGAAGAGACACGUAAAGAUUAUGACUACAUGCUGGAUCACCCAGAGGAGUAUUACAGGCAUUAUUACCACUACUACAGCAGGAGACUGGCACCUAAAGUGGAUGUCAGAUUAGUGAUUCUAGUUACGGUGUGUGCCAUCUCUGUGUUUCAGUUCUUCAGCUGGUGGAAUAGUUACAAUGAAGCUAUCAACUACCUAGCUACAGUGCCAAAAUACCGUAUACAAGCUACUGAGAUUGCCAGGCAGCAAGGUUUACUCAAUAAGACUAAAGAAAAAGGCAAGAACAGGCGGUCUAAAGAAGAAAUCCGUGAAGAAGAGGAAGAAAUCAUCAAAGACAUUAUAAAAAAUAAAAUAGAUAUAAAAGGUGGUUACCAGAAGCCCAAGAUAUACGACAUCCUUCUGUUUCAGAUUCUUCUUGCUCCUUUCUACUUGUGCAAAUACAUAGGUUGGUACUGUUGGUGGAUUUAUUGCUUCACUAUUAAAGGGCAAGAGUAUGGUGUGGAAGAGAAGCUGUAUAUCAUACGAAGGUACAUGAAAAUGUCCAAGUCUCAGUUUGACAGCCUAGAAGAACAUCAAAAAGAGACCUUCCUGGAACGGCAGCUGUGGAUACGAGAAAACUAUGAGGUCUAUAAACGAGAACAAGAGGAGGAGUUAAAGAAGAAGAUGGCCAUGGAUCCCCGAUGGAAGAGGUACCGGAGGUGGAUGAAGAAUGAAGGACCUGGAAGACUGACAUUCAUGGAUGAUUGAAAGUUGAACAAAAUGUGUAAUCAUGUUAGAAAGUGAUUUGCAGAACUUACCACUACAUCAUUCAAGAGUUUUGUCUGCUGUGACUCAGCAGUAAUCUAAAACUCAGGAAUUACAAAAUCAGGCCGAAAAAUAUUACAGGUUUACCAUUUUUAUAAUUCAGACAUAUUAAACAGGUUCAGCUUGAUGUAUAUAUGCCAUUUACUUGGGGAUCUGUGUGGAAUUCAGUAUUCCAAGCAAUGUAUUUUCUCAACGUUUCAUAUUCAUGAUCAGUGGAACCAUAACUCAAUAGUCUUUCUGAAAAUGUUUCUAGAUCAGUCCUUGAAAAUCUUAUUUUUCCUUUUUAAACUGAAGGGUUCCUGCAAGCAAUCACUGGAAAUCAUAUAUUCUGAAGCAAAAGCCAUUUUCUGUUUUCGUCUCUCUUCCGGCUACUUUUCAGUCUUAAUUUCUAAGAUGCCAAAUUGUUUUUUGAUGUAAACAAUAUGGGGAUUAUAGCAGAGUUUUUGUUAUUCCUAUUCCAGUUGGAAAUGAAUUUUAUUCUUUGUGGGAAUAAAUGAUGCAUGAUUGAUCAUCAC